AUGCCCAACUUCGCCGGCACUUGGAAGAUGAGGAGCAGCGAGAAUUUCGACGAGCUCCUCAAGGCGCUGGGUGUCAAUGCCAUGCUCAGGAAAGUGGCUGUGGCUGCCGCCUCCAAACCCCACGUGGAGAUCCGCCAGGAUGGGGACCAGUUCUACAUCAAAACUUCCACCACUGUCCGCACCACUGAGAUCAACUUCAAAAUCGGAGAGAGCUUUGAGGAGGAGACUGUGGAUGGACGAAAGUGCAGGAGUUUGGCCACUUGGGAGAAUGAAAACAAGAUCUAUUGCAAACAAACUCUUAUUGAGGGAGAUGGCCCCAAAACAUACUGGACUCGAGAAUUAGCUAAUGAUGAGCUGAUUUUGACCUUCGGUGCUGAUGAUGUUGUGUGCACAAGAAUUUAUGUAAGAGAGUAA
Messenger RNA from Indicator indicator, 414 nucleotides. RefSeq names its product cellular retinoic acid binding protein 1 (gene CRABP1). The record is from RefSeq and is a predicted model, not a curated record. The transcript has 4 exons. Gene Ontology annotation, molecular function: fatty acid binding. Gene Ontology annotation, biological process: fatty acid transport. NCBI's taxonomy places the organism in Eukaryota, Metazoa, Chordata, Aves, Piciformes, Indicatoridae. Gene Ontology annotation, cellular component: cytosol; nucleus. Bases 1 to 414 code for a protein of 137 amino acids.